AUGCCGGCAGGGAACCACGCAUUCUUAUUCGAUAUUCCACUUCCAAGUAAGAUUUUCAACACAGCGACUGGCGCCAACCAUCAAUAUCAUACAUAUCGCGUAGAAGCCAUUAUCGAGCGACGCCUCAAAAGCGAUUUCAUGGUCUCCCAACCGACUCUCGAGGGUCACUCCAAGGAAAAUAUCCAGUAUCGGCUCUCCAUCACUGACCGAAACGUUCCCUUUGGUUGCACAUUUCCUGUGGAAUGCUGGUUUGCACCGCUGUUGAAAUACGCCAAGCUCGACACUGUCACAAUCAAGGUUAUUGAGAAACAAACUGCACGAUUGGAAGCUACUGCUGCAGAAUCAGUGCGACACAACAUGCAGUUCAUAACCGCUGCACAAACUCAUACUGUUUUCUCCAAGACCAUUGAUUUCUCUCAAGGAGAUGAGUCUCCGGUAGAUGAUCUCUCGGAAAUUGAAUGGCGCUUCACCACACCCGUUUCUCUGCCUCAGAGUCUCGACGCUUGUUCGCAGAGUAUCUCGACUAGACACCUCAAGAUCACCCAUGAGCUUUCUAUCACUGCUGAGUUCCGUGAUGAAUCGGGGAAUGUAACAGCUGAGAUUACGGAAAUUAUGCCAUUUAAAAUUCAUAUGACACCUAAUGUGAUUGGGGAAAAUGCGUCCAUUCAUGGGCAAGAUAUCCAGCUCUUACAAGGAAGCCAAAGUCCUCCUCCGGCUUACAGGGAUUGUUUUGCGGAUUUGAUAGUGUCGGCAGCUACUCAGCUGGAUUGUUGUGAACAUCCGAUGCUAGCAGAGUUCAAUUCUGCGCGUUCUUCCAGUGAGCAAACUGCGAGUAUUCACAUCAUGGAGCCUGCUCCCCGAUACGAAGAGGUCGUAUAG
Molecule: messenger RNA, 879 nt
Organism: Penicillium expansum
Lineage: Eukaryota; Fungi; Ascomycota; Eurotiomycetes; Eurotiales; Aspergillaceae
Exons: 3
Coding region: 1-879 (292 amino acids)
Source: RefSeq, a predicted model, not a curated record